GGGGAGCUGGCCACAAUUUCACAUAGAGGGAAGGGACAAGACUAAUUAAUUAGUCAACAUUGUUAACCAAUCAACUACAGGUUAGUGUUCUGUUCAAACGUUCUUCGCUGUCUUGGCUGUCUUCGCGGUUUGGUUUUGUAUAUAGUUUCUCUCUCCGUCAACGCUCGAAUUUCGCUGGAAAUAUUCGGAAGCUUAUCAUAUCUUUCUUGUUCGGCAUUUCUUCAAACACAAAGUGCCCUUUCUUAUGCAAUCUCAGAUCCCACUGAAGGUUUAUUUUCCGACAGGGCUCCUGCUGAAAUCAAUUUUGAUGCUUGUCUAGUUCGUGACUGUGAAAGGUCUUUGAUAUAGUGCCUCUGAAGGUCAAUGAAGAUUGAUGCAAGUUUCAUGAUUUUAUUCUGGGAAUAUUGAACUGAAAGGUUUUUGAUAUCAUGAUUUCCCUUAAGAGUUGGAAAUUUUCAUGGUCUCUGGUAGCCACAAGUGCUUCUGUUGUGGCAUUGGUCUCGGUAGUUCAUCUAUUCCUGUUUCCUGUGGUGCCUUCUUUUGAUUACCUCACCAACAGACAAGCACGGAACUCCUGUGUUCCGUCCAAUGGAUCAGUUGUGGAACAGACUCACCAUGUUUCGGAAAGCUUACAACCGGGGCUUGAUCUAGAUAAAAGGUUUCCGUCUGACUUGCACAAGGCAGUGGUUUAUCAUAAUGCACCUUGGAAGGCUGAGAUUGGCCGGUGGCUUUCUGGUUGUGAUUCAAUUACCAGGGAAGUCAAAGUAAAUGAGGUAAUAGGAGGGAAGGGCUGCAAAAGCUACUGUAGUGGUCAGGGUGUUUGUAAUCAUGAAUUGGGACAAUGCCGGUGCUUUCAUGGAUAUAGUGGGGAAGGAUGCUCUGAGAGGCUCCAGUUGGAGUGCAAUUACCCAAAAACACCAGAACUACCAUAUGGACGAUGGGUUGUCUCAAUUUGCUCUGCCUACUGUGAUACAACAAGGGCGAUGUGCUUCUGUGGAGAAGGUACAAAAUAUCCAAAUCGUCCAGCAGCUGAGGCAUGUGGGUUUCAAGUGAACAUGCCUACUGAACCUGAUGCCCCGAGACUGACUGAUUGGGCAAAAGCUGACCACGAUAAUAUUUUCACUACAAACACUAGCAAGCGUGGAUGGUGUAAUGUGAACCCAGUGGAAGCAUAUGAGUCCAAGGUGCAAUUCAAAGAUGAUUGUGACUGCAAAUAUGAUGGUCUCUGGGGACGCUUUUGUGAAGUGCCUGUGCUCUCCACGUGCAUUAACCAGUGCUCUCGACAUGGGCAUUGCCGUGGUGGAUUUUGUCAGUGUGACAAUGGCUGGUUCGGAACAGAUUGCAGUGUUCCAUCUGUUUUUUCUUCGAUGAAAGAUUGGCCUCGAUGGCUUCGACCAGCUCAAGUUGAUGUUCCUGAUAUGCAACUUAUGGGAAGUCCUUUCAGCCUCAAUGCUGAGGUGACAAAGAAAAGGCCACUAAUUUAUGUUUAUGAUCUGCCCCCAGAUUUUAACAGUCUACUCCUUGAGGGCAGACAUUUUAAAUUUGAGUGUGUUAACAGAAUUUAUGACAACAGAAAUGCAACCUUGUGGACAGAUCAGCUAUAUGGUUCCCAGAUAGCACUUUAUGAAAGCUUAUUAGCUAGUCCACAUCGAACUUUAAAUGGUGAGGAAGCGGAUUUUUACUUUGUUCCUGUUCUUGAUGCAUGCAUUAUAACACGGGCAGAUGAUGCACCGCACUUGAGUAUGCAGGACCAUAUGGGCUUGAGGAGUUCUUUCACUCUGGAAUCAUACAGGAAGGCACAUGAUCACAUUGUUGAGCAGUAUUCUUUUUGGAAUCGGUCAUCGGGAAGAGAUCAUAUUUGGUCUUUUUCAUGGGAUGAAGGUGCUUGCUAUGCCCCUAAGGAGAUAUGGAACAGCAUGAUGUUGGUUCACUGGGGUAAUACAAAUUCAAAGCACACAAAUUCCACAACAGCCUAUUGGGCUGACAACUGGAACAGAAUUCCCUCAACUAAGAGAGGCAACCAUCCAUGCUUUGAUCCUGAGAAAGAUCUUGUGCUUCCUGCUUGGAAACUUCCCAACUUAGCUUCCUUGAGCUCCAAAUUAUGGUCUUGGCCCCGUGAAAGGAGGAAGACGCUGUUCUACUUUAAUGGAAAUCUAGGGCCUGCCUAUCCACAUGGAAGACCAGAAUCCACAUAUAGCAUGGGCAUCAGGCAAAAAGUGGCGGAAGAAUUUGGAUCAAGCCCAAACAAGGAUGGAAAGCUUGGGAAACAGCAUGCAGAAGAUGUAAUCGUGAUGUCUGAACGUUCUGGAAAUUAUCAAGAGGAUCUUGCAAGUUCUGUUUUCUGCGGGGUUUUCCCCGGAGAUGGAUGGAGUGGCCGCAUGGAGGAUAGCAUUUUGCAAGGAUGCAUUCCUGUGAUCAUUCAGGAUGGGAUAUUCCUGCCAUAUGAGAACGUACUCAAUUACGAAAGCUUUGCUGUUCGUGUAGGAGAGGAUGAAAUCCCGAACUUGAUAAAAAUUCUCCGGAAGUUUAACGAGACGGAAAUAGAAUUCAAGUUGGCGAAUGUGCGGAAAAUCUGGCAGAGAUUUAUGUAUCGGGAUUCGAUUUUGCUUGAAGCUGAGAGGCAAAAGGCUGAUUUCGGGCACGUCGAGGACUGGGCAACUCAGCUCAUGCAGUUAACUGAAGAUGAUGUGUUUGCAACAUUUCUACAGGUUCUGCAUUACAAGUUACACAACGACCCUUGGAGACAACAAAUUGUUAAUCCAAAGAAGGAUUUUGGUUUACCGCGAGAAUGCUUGAGAAAGAACAAGUGACAAACUGUAAGUAAACUUAUUUUGAAGACAGUGGGGCUGCUGGAUGGCACAAGAGCAUGAGUGGAGAUGACCCCCUUCUUUCAUGGUGGUUUGCAGAAUCAGAACCCUCAUUGCUUUGAAAGGGUUUAUAGUUGAGGAAAUUUUUUGCGAUAAGUCAAUAGUGAAAGGUAUUUUCCAAUAUUAUCAAUCUGAAUGAAAUAUAUAUAUAUAUAUAUAUAUAUAUUCUCUUUAUAUCUUCUACCAUUGAACAUAUCAACUUUUUUUGUUUGUUUGGAGAUUUUUGUAACCAAAUAACACGUUUAGUGUAAUCUAGGAUUUUCAUAAUUCUCGUCAGUCAUUAAAAAAAAAA
Tripterygium wilfordii is the source of this 3159-nucleotide messenger RNA. RefSeq lists its product as uncharacterized. The record is from RefSeq and is a predicted model, not a curated record. NCBI's taxonomy places the organism in Eukaryota, Viridiplantae, Streptophyta, Magnoliopsida, Celastrales, Celastraceae. The coding region runs from base 429 to 2810 and encodes 793 amino acids. The transcript has 15 exons. Gene Ontology annotation, molecular function: glycosyltransferase activity.